AUGGAGUAUCAAGAGUUUGUAGCGAGAUUAGAAGAACUUCUUAACCAAUUGGUCUCUGGAGAUACUGAUACUGCAAGAAUAAGAACGGCUACUUCUACUUUGAAUAACAAUUUUUACAGCUCUGUUAAUUGUGUUGCUGCGCUUGUGCAAAUUUUAUCGUCUUCUACACAUUGGCAGGUACGACAACUUGCAGCUGUUGAAUUAAGAAAAAGGUCAACAAAAUGGUGGUCCAAGAUUGAUUUAAAUACGCAAACAGCUAUUAAGAACCAAUUACUCGAAGUUAUUUUACGGGAACCGCAUGAGCUUGUACGACAUGCUACUGCACGUGUAAUCUCAUCUGUUGCUAAAAUCGAAAUCCCAGUUGGCGCGUGGAAUGAUCUACUUCAAUUUCUAUAUCAAUGCUGUCAAAGUCCUGAUGCUGGACACCGGGAGAUUGGAAUAUUUGUUCUGUAUACUUUAUUUGAGGUGAUUAUAGAAGCAUUUCAAGAUAAUUUAAGGCAACUCUUCGAGUUGUUUGGCAAAGCUCUUAACGAUCCGGAAAGUAAAGUUGUGCGCGUAACUACAUUGCAAGCUCUGGGGAAAGUCGCUGAAAUUAUUGAAGCUGAUAAUAAAGAAGAAAUACAAUUAUUUCGUGAUUUGAUCCCCUCAAUGGUCAAUGUAAUUCAACAAUGUUUAGAAGCAGGCGAUAAUGAUUCGGCCAUCAAAGGAUUCGAAUUAUUUGAUGGACUGUUAUUAUUGGAAACACCACUUUUAUCUGAUCAUCUACAACAGCUUAUUGAAUUUGUUUUAAUAGUAUCACGUAACAAUAAACAUGACGAUUCAGUUCGCGUGAUGUCUUUGCAAUUUCUUAUUUGGGUUAUUACUUAUAAGAAAUCAAAAGUUCAAAGGUUAAAACUUGUGGGUCCAAUCAUUCACCAAUUGAUGCCAAUUGGAGCUGAAGAUGAUCCUGAUGAUCAAGAUGACGAAUCACCUUCCAGAAUGGCUUUUAGAGUUAUCAAUUCUUUGUCCACCAAGUUACCGCCCCAACAAGUCUUUCCAGUUGUAAUGGAAAACGUAGUGACGUAUGUUCAAAGUCAUGAUCCGAAAUUCAGAAAAGCCGGAAUGAUGGCUUUUGCGGUUCUCAUUGAAGGAUGUGCUGAUUAUAUGCGUCCGAAAUUUAAUGACUUGUUACCUCUCGUAUGUAAUGGCUUGCGUGAUCCGGAAACGAUCGUUCGUAGAGGUGCAUGUAUUGCACUAGGGUGUUUAGCAGAGGAAUUGGAUCAAGAGAUAGCGGCAAAUCAUGCUACAUUACUACCUUUGCUAUUUGAUCUUAUGAAUGACCCGAACACUGAAAUUCCAAAGCAAGCAUGUAACGCACUUGAUGCUAUUUUGGAAGGAUUGGAUAAUGAAAUUUUGCUUUACUUGCCUACUCUGAUGGAAAGGCUGUUGCUGUUAUUGGAUAAUGGUCCCAAUGAAGUAAAGGACACGGUUACAGCAGCUAUUGGGAGCGCAGCUCAUGCUGCUGGCAGCGAAUUUAACAAAUAUUUUCCUGCAGUAAUUAGCAGAUUACUAAUGCUAAUGACAUUGAGCAAGAACAAUGAGGAUGUACUUUUACGAGGAAUAGCCACAGACACCGUAGGUUCAGUUGCCGAAGCGGUUGGCAAGGAAUUAAUUCAGCCACAUGUCAAUGACAUUAUGCGAUUAGCAAUUGAGGGCACAAGUCUAGAUAACGCCCGUCUUCGCGAAUGUAGUUAUUGCUUGUUUGCCGUAAUGGCACGUGUGUUUAAGGAAGAAUUCAGUGUCUAUUUAGGCACGAUUAUGCCUCAAUUAUUAAAAAGUUGUCAAAUGGAAGAAUUUGACCCAUUUACACUUGAUGAAAUAGCAGCUGAUGUCAUUGGGGAGAUCUUCGCAAAUACAAGAUCUAAUUUCCUUUCAUACGUUGAAGCAUCAAUAUCAGAAUUGGUGAAACUAUCAAAUCAUCAUUCAGAGGGAGUGCGAAAAUCAGUAAUAUCAUCUUUAUUCAGCUUUCUGAUAACUUUUUACAGUAUGUCGAAUCCAACUCAGUGGGAAGCGGGUUUACCUGUGAAAGUACCUGUACAUGAAAAUGUUCAAAAUAUGAUAAAAACUGCAAUGCCAGUGAUAUUAUCAAUAAUGAACGACGAAGAAAGCAAAAUUGUAAUGGUACAAUUAUGUCAAGAAUUUAUUGAGGCGCUCAAGCAAUGCGGACCCGCAAUUAUUGCAGAUCACAUUGAUCAAAUUGCUCAAAAUAUACUCAAUAUUUAUGAGAAAAAAUCCGCAUCAGAUCUUGUUUCCGCGUUGGCAUUAGUUCUUGGUCCCGGUUUCGCUUCUUAUUUCAAAGUUUAUCUCCCACAUAUAACUAAAUAUUACAAAAAAUCAAAACCGAUAUCUGAUAGAUCCAUGGCUAUCGGAUGCUUAGGUGAAUCCACUGUUGGCCUAAAAUCUGGCAUAUCGGAAUUCUCUGAACAACUAUUGUCAUUGUAUCUUAAAGCCUUGGGCGAUGAAGAGGAAGAAGUAAGAAGUAAUUCCGCCUUCGCGAUUGGCGUCCUUUGUGAACAUACCACAAUAGAUAUUAGCAGCCAAUAUAACGUAAUUCUCUCACGACUCCAUCCGCUGUUUACCGGGAAACCGGAAUUGAACGUUACCGAUAACGCGUGUGGAGCAGUAUGUCGAAUGAUAAUAAAAUGUCCUCAAGUCAUUCCGAUCGAUCAGGUGUUAGAAGUAAUUAUGCAUACCUUACCAUUAAAGCAAGAUUAUGAGGAGAACGAACCGGUUUUUAAAUGCAUAUUUUACCUUUUCCGUGCAAAUAAUUCUUAUGUGUUGAAUCACAUUCCAGAAUUUUUAAAAAUAUUUGCUCAAGUUCUUUCACCGCCUGAAGACCAAUUAAAGGAUCAUACACGUCAGGAAUUAACAGACCUCAUCAAGGCCCUUAAUCAACAAUUUCCUGAUGUAGUUGCUAGAUCACCGCUAGGACCAUUUUUACAAACAUAA
This is a messenger RNA of Funneliformis geosporum, 2988 nucleotides long. The record is from the annotation of a GenBank genome assembly. Lineage: Eukaryota; Fungi; Glomeromycota; Glomeromycetes; Glomerales; Glomeraceae.